Molecule: messenger RNA, 1287 nt
Organism: Tripterygium wilfordii
Lineage: Eukaryota; Viridiplantae; Streptophyta; Magnoliopsida; Celastrales; Celastraceae
Product: transcription factor MYB101
Exons: 3
Coding region: 1-1287 (428 amino acids)
Source: RefSeq, a predicted model, not a curated record
AUGCCCGAGCCCAACGGUGGUGGAGGAGGAGUGAAGAGAGAUGGGCUGAAGAAAGGGUCCAUUAAUGAGGGUGGAGGAGAGCAAGGAAAUGGGCUGAAGAAGGGCCCAUGGACUGAGUCGGAGGAUGCGAUCCUGAGAGAGUACGUGAUGAGGCAGGGAGAAGGGAACUGGAAUGGUGUACGGAGGAAGACAGGGCUGAUGAGGUGUGGUAAGAGCUGUAGGCUUCGAUGGGCUAACCAUUUAAAGCCUGAUCUCAAGAAAGUCCCUUUUUCGCCUGAAGACGAAUUCAUCAUUGUUGAUCUCCACUCCAAACUUGACAACAAAUGGGCUCGCAUGGCUAGCGAGUUGCCUGGUAGAACUGAUAAUGAAAUCAAAAACUUUUGGAACACAAGAAUGAAGAGGCGUAACAGAGCUGGUUUGCCUAAAAACAUUAAUAAUAAAGAUGAACUGAACCAAGAUGGAUUAGUUGCAUUGGCACAACGACAAAUUAAACCUCUGAAAAUUUCGUCAUUUGGGUCACUCGUCCUUUCAUCGUCGGAUCCGAAUUGUAGUUCAAUUCCAUUCAACCUCUCAACACCAACAAACCCGCUGUUACAAAUGAAUCCUCCCUACACCAAUGAUCAGAGCCAUCAACUCCAGUUUUUACACCCGGUUUCUCUAUUCGGAGCUCCAAAUCCAACUUGGUAUAACCCGAACCUUGCGUUGGCAGCUGCAGCGCCGUCAUUGAUUCAAUAUGGACGUAAUGAUAUGAGUUACACUUCAAUGAUGAUGGGAGCUAUUGCUGAGCCUGAAGGGCUCCCUUCAAUCCAAACACCUCCUCCUCCUGUCUCAUCUAAUGAAGACGGUGGUGAUUGUGAGUCGACGGAGAAUUUUAUCUAUAAUAUCAAUGGCUACGAAAUUGAGACUAGUGGUUUGUUGGACGCCCUGGUGCAGGAAUCACAUGCUAAGUAUUCACGUAAGACAGAAAGUACAUCCCUGGGAUCCGAGAAGGGUAAUAAGGCAGUCGUAGUCAUUGAUGGUGAGAAUGAGGACGACGACGAUGGGGAAACUGCGAGUAAGCGCUUUAAACUGGCAUUAAUUGGUGAUGGUAUUGAUGAUGCCUCGGGUGAUAAUGGCUUAUUGCAGCAAUGGAAUAACAUGAGAGCAUCGCAAUCACAAUCACAAUCAACUGUUGGUGGGAUGGAAACGAGUGAGGAGAUGAACUCCAUGGAUGAAGAUUUGAUGAGCUUGCUGAGUGACAUCCCUACACCAAUGCCACUAACUGAAUGGUACCGGGCAAGCAGCUAG